AUGGCCUACAACCGCGUGCCCAACCCCGUCCGCGACGACGAGCCGUCCGCGCUGACAAUGGACCCCAACAGCCUGCACCCCCGCGGCCGCGCCUCGCCCGCCCGCCCGCUCCAGUCCUACCAGCUCGAGGACGGCCCCUACCAGCAGUACGGCCACAUGCAGAUGCCCUCCACCGAUCGUUUGAUGGUCCAGCCCACGUAUUCCGUCGAGAACAUGCAACACUCCUUUGGCCACAACGAGGCCUACGAGCAGAACCACCCUUACCGGCCCUCGCCCGGCCCGCCGCGCGACUACACUCUGUCCCCGGAAACCCAUCACGACUCCUACUUCAACCCGCCUUACCAGCCCACCGCCUCCCCCGUCGACGACUACGACCUGACCAACUACCCCCAGCGAUACCAUGACGACGAAGUGCCCAUCCUGCAGUCCGAUGCCGCCCCCUACAGCGACGGCCCGCCGCCCAUCAUGCCCACCCCCAGCCCCGCCCCCAUCCGCCGCUGGAAGACCGUCAAGGAGGUGCAGCUGUUCAACGGGAACCUAGUCCUGGAUUGCCCCAUCCCCCCCCGCCUGCUCAGCCAGAUCAACCACGCCGCGCCCCCCGAGCGAGAUGAGUUCACCCACAUGCGGUACUCCGCCGCCACCUGCGACCCCGGCGACUUCUACGAGGAGCGCUUCACCCUGCGCCAGCGCCUGUUUGCCAAGCCCAGGCACACCGAACUGUUCAUCGUCGUCACCAUGUACAACGAGGACGAUUUCCUGUUUGCCCGCACCAUGAUCGGCGUCUUCAAGAACAUCGACUACAUGUGCUCCCGCUCCAACAGCAAAACCUGGGGCAAGGAGGCCUGGAAGAAGAUCGUCGUCUGCGUCGUCAGUGACGGCCGUGCCAAGAUCAACCCGCGCACCCGUGCCGUGCUCGCGGGUCUCGGGGUGUACCAGGACGGAAUCGCAAAGCAGCAGGUCAACGGGAAGGACGUCACCGCCCACAUCUACGAAUAUACCACCCAAAUGGGCAUGGAGCUCAAAGGCAACCAGGUCCUCCUGAAACCCCGCAAAGGCAUGCCCGUGCAGAUUCUGUUUUGCCUCAAGGAAAAGAACCAGAAGAAGAUCAAUUCGCACCGCUGGUUCUUCCAGGCGUUUGGCCGCGUCUUGGAUCCCAAUAUCUGCGUCCUCAUCGACGCCGGAACCAAGCCGGGCAAGGACUCCAUCUACCAGCUGUGGCGGGCCUUCGAUCUGGAGCCCAUGUGCGGCGGUGCCUGUGGGGAAAUCAAGGUCAUGUUGGAGCACGGCAAGAAACUCCUGAACCCGCUCGUCGCCACCCAGAACUUCGAGUACAAGAUGAGCAACAUCCUCGACAAGCCCCUGGAAUCCGCAUUCGGCUUCAUUUCCGUCUUGCCCGGUGCCUUUUCGGCCUACCGGUACGUUGCUCUCCAAAAUGAUAAGAACGGCCAGGGCCCCCUCGAGAAGUAUUUUGCCGGCGAGAAGAUGCAUGGCGCCAACGCCGGCAUCUUUACCGCCAACAUGUACCUGGCCGAAGAUCGUAUCCUGUGCUUCGAGCUGGUGUCCAAACGCAACUGCCGCUGGAUUCUGCAGUACGUCAAGUCUGCCAGUGGUGAGACCGAUGUCCCCGAUCGCAUGGCCGAGUUCAUUCUGCAGCGUCGACGUUGGCUCAAUGGCAGCUUCUUUGCCGCCGUCUAUGCCAUCACUCAUUUCUACCAGAUAUGGCGCAGCAGUCAUAGCAUCUCGAGAAAGUUCAUGCUGCUCAUCGAAUUUAUUUACCAGACUAUCAACAUGUUAUUUGCGUGGUUUGCUAUUGGCAAUUUCUUCCUCGUUUUCCGCAUUCUGACCACUUCUCUCGGCACUCCUGACCUGCUCGGGCGCGUGGGGGAUAUCCUCGGCGUUGUUUUCGAAUGGCUGUACCUCGCAACUCUCGUGACCUGCUUUGUUCUGGCCCUCGGUAACCGACCGCAGGGCUCGAAUAAACUGUACAUGACCAUGACCUGCUUUUGGGUCAUUAUCAUGAUUUAUCUUACGUUCGCUGCUGUCUUUGUCACCGUUAAAUCUAUCCAACGCCAAGUUGCCGCUGGCAAUUUCAGUUUUGGUGCCAUUUUUAAGAAUCUUCAAUUCUUCUCCAUGAUUGUUUCGCUGAUUUCAACCUAUGUGCUUUGGCUUCUUGCUUCGAUUUUAUUCUUCGAUCCCUGGCAUAUGUUUACAUCGUUCCUUCAAUAUAUCCUUCUUACCCCGACUUACAUCAACGUCCUUAAUAUCUACGCUUUUUGCAACACCCAUGACAUCACAUGGGGAACUAAGGGUGACGACAAGGCCGAGAAACUGCCCUCUGCCAAUCUCAAACCCGGCGGGAAAGUCGACGUCGAAAUCCCCCAGGACGAUGGUGACCUGAACGCCCAGUACGAGUCCGAGCUGGUGAAAUUCGCCUCCAAGCCGCCAAAAGAAGUCCGCAAAGUCACCGAGGAGGAGAAGCAGGAAGACUACUACAAAGGGUUCCGAAGCUCUGUCGUACUCGUGUGGAUUUUCUGCAAUUUCGCCCUUGGAGCUUUGGUUCUGAAUGCCGUGGGGCUGGAAAGAGUUGAUCUGAAUAGCCAGAACGAGGCCAAGAGAAGCUCCAUCUACAUGGCUGUUGUCCUGUGGAGCGUUGCUGGCUUGUCGUUGUUUAGGUUCUUUGGAGCAAUGUGGUUUUUGGUUGUUAGGAUGUUCCGUGGCGUAUAA
This is a messenger RNA of Ophidiomyces ophidiicola, 2724 nucleotides long. Its product is annotated as chitin synthase I. Gene Ontology annotation, cellular component: cell septum; cell periphery. The record is from RefSeq and is a predicted model, not a curated record. The transcript is spliced from 6 exons. The coding region runs from base 1 to 2724 and encodes 907 amino acids. NCBI's taxonomy places the organism in Eukaryota, Fungi, Ascomycota, Eurotiomycetes, Onygenales, Onygenaceae. Gene Ontology annotation, molecular function: chitin synthase activity.